AAAAUUAAUUUGAAGAAAAUGCCUCCUAGAAGAAUGAAUGCUGGAUAGAGGAUGAGGUUUCAACUAUCAUUAUGAGGAAAAAGUGGGAGCGUUGGUGGUCGAAUAUCCUACAGCUGACUGUACUGAGUGUACACUUGCGCAGUGCCGGGGGAUUUUCUUUAGGUGCACCUACAGCUGCUUGCUCAGCUGAUAUGAAACCAAGGCAUGGAUUCGCACCACAGAGUACUGAGUCCCCUGCUGAGCUAGUGGUUGACCGGCACACUCUACCAGCUGACCAGUAUUUAAGAGUUACUCUUCGAAGCACCCGACCUAUAAAAGGAUUUCUUCUCAAGGCAGAGAGUGUUACAACAGCAGAUAAAGAAAAUACCGAAGAAGGAGCUUUUGGAAGCUGGUAUAUUCCAUAUCUUAAUGAUAGUUCUAUACUGUCAGAAGCAAGGUACCUGCACUGUGGGACUGGACAACAGAAUGCUGUAACGCACAGUGGUCGAACCAGUAGCAUAUACGUUGUAUCCUUUCAGUGGAAGCCUCCAGAAAUAUACAGUGGUAUAAUUAUUCUACGUGCAACUGUAGUAUUGGAUUACAGAACAUACUGGACUGACGUUAGUUCUCCUCCUAUAACUGUACUGCCGGCUGAAAAUGAGAUUAAAACAGAUCUCGAUGAAGAUGGAAACAACUUGGUUGACUCAAGUGAAUCUGUUACAAUAGUUCCAAAGACUAGCAUAGUAGUUGAUGCUAAUUCUAUAGGAGUUGUUGAAAAAGACUCUGAAAACGUUGUUGAGUCCGAUAUGGAAAGUGAUACCAUUAAAGACACUAACAAUGACACAAAUAACAAUGAUGAGGCAACAGUCACUGAUCCUGAAAGUGAAAACGAUAUUACAACCAUUAGUUCUGAAAAUGAUAUCGAUGACUCCUUCGAAAGUCAAAGUGCUACAACUUAUUAUAAAUCCAUCCUUCUAACUCAAAGAGAUCGAGUGAAGACAGAUCCACCUCCAACAAAAGCAUCGGAAGAAGAUACAACAACAACAACAACAACAACAACAACAACAAUAACAAUAAUAACGGAAGCCCCAACAACAACCUGGAAAGAAAGUACAACUUCAGAAGCAUCAGCAGUAGUUCCUUCCUCAACGAAGCGUAUUCGAACUACAAUAGUUUACGAGAUAGCGAGGUAUAUCUACCAUACCUCCACCCCACCCGGUAUAUAUACCUACACAAGUACCUCAACCCCCUUUACCUUCACAAGUACCAGAGAUGUAAACGAAGAAGCAUCCAAAGACACUCAUGUAUACAGUAGUGCUAGUGAUGAGGAUCUUAUUGAGAUAGUUCCUCUGGAUUCACAACUUGAACACCCUGAACACACAAAUAGUGAUGAGGAUCAGAACAGAAGAAUGGAUUCUGGAAAUCAGGAAUCUAAUUCUGAACCUGAACCUGAAUCUAAUCCUGAACCUGAACCUGAAUCUAAUUCGGAAUCUGAACCUGAAUCAGAUUCUGAACCUGAAUCUGAAUCUGAACCAGGUUCUGAUAUUUCUCAGCAUGAGAAAGAAUUGUUAGAUGCUCUCAGUGAAAUAUCUGUCCCUGAGAUUGACCUUGAGAGUUUACCUGAACUUGACCUUGAUCCAUACUCUCUGGAGGUCAACUCAUCACUGAGGGAUCGAACACCGAGACUGAAUGAAGACGACUUAUCAGGAGAACCGUACGCUAAGAUGAAUUCAGAUCUAGGGAUUUGGAAGAAUACAGGGGGAAAUCUGCAGUCAUCCUUGUUCAUUCAUUCAUUCAUCGUCUACAUAGCCGUUUAUCCAUUAUAUAGAUUAAUAGUUUAAUCAUUAAAUUUAGUAUUUAUUUUAAACAAAUUAUUAAAAUUAAACUUACGUCAUGAUGAAAGAUUUCACAUCGAAUAUUUUCGGAUUUUCUGCAGUUUGACAUUUUCGUAGAUUUUUAGGAAAUAAUAAUAAAUUUGCAACAAUGAUGUAAUUGUAAACCCAAAAACCUUGCUUUAAUAAACACAAAACACUGCCGUCCAAACAUAAACCUGAAAUUAUUAAAACACUUUAGUUUAAACACAUUGAUACCUCGCUUGGGAGAUAAUCUUUUAACAUCAUUUCUUAACACAACGCUAAGAUCAUAUGUUAAAUUUUUGUUUGUUAUUCGAAUUUAAUUGAGCCUUUGGCUCAGCCGUUCGCAAUCACUUCACAUUCAUGUACCUUUUACAUGCACAAAAAUACUUAUUUAUUUGGCAAACACAUUUUAGUUGCGGAUUUAGACAUUAGAAAACUGUCAAAAUUCAACAAAUUUGAACAGCCAUAACAAAUUCAAAUAAUACCACACAAAAGCGUUUAAAUAUUCAUAUUCUAUUUUUUUUUGUAAAGUUACAUAUACUAUCAAAUAGUGAACCAUGGAAAAUUUCAUAUUUGAUGUUUUCUAAGUAGAUAAUUUGUAAUUUAGUCAUACUAUUAGUAUUUUU
Molecule: messenger RNA, 2461 nt
Organism: Eurytemora carolleeae
Lineage: Eukaryota; Metazoa; Arthropoda; Copepoda; Calanoida; Temoridae
Product: clumping factor A
Exons: 11
Coding region: 72-1820 (582 amino acids)
Molecular function (GO): oxidoreductase activity, acting on metal ions
Source: RefSeq, a predicted model, not a curated record